Molecule: messenger RNA, 3476 nt
Organism: Lampris incognitus (smalleye Pacific opah)
Lineage: Eukaryota; Metazoa; Chordata; Actinopteri; Lampriformes; Lampridae
Gene: psen2
Product: presenilin 2
Exons: 10
Coding region: 229-1614 (461 amino acids)
Biological process (GO): negative regulation of apoptotic process; amyloid-beta metabolic process; amyloid precursor protein catabolic process
Cellular component (GO): growth cone; ciliary rootlet; membrane raft
Molecular function (GO): aspartic endopeptidase activity, intramembrane cleaving
Source: RefSeq, a predicted model, not a curated record
AUAUUGUGCUUUGUCUGUCUCGGCAUACUAGCUUGUCCACCAGCAGGCCUGGCAGCUAGCCAGCUGUCAUUUGGAUGUUCUGUUCUGUUUUAAAGAUCUAUUUUUGUCCAGUAAGGAAGCCAAGGUGGAUAAUGAUAUAUGACGACAUACCAGCCCCUGCAACCGCUCACACACACACAAAGCUGGUUUAUGCAGCAGCAGACCUGAAGUUUACAGUAAUGGUGAUAAAUGGCACCCUGUCUGUCUAGUCUUUUCCUGCAGAACUGUGUGAACCAUCCAACAAUGAGUGCCUCAGAGAGUGAGGAAGACUCCUACAACGAGAGGACGGCGUUGGUCCCGGCCGAGAACCCGGCUGUGCCCUCGUACCAGCCAGACCCUCACCAACCGCCGCCCCCGGACAACGAGACCAAAAGGCGUGAUGGGGAGCAGAGCAGGGCCGGGUCUAGAGUGGACCGUGGUGCCGGCGAGCGCGACGCUGACCUGGACGAGGAGGAGCUGACUCUGAAGUACGGCGCCAAGCAUGUCAUCAUGCUGUUCAUCCCCGUCACCCUCUGCAUGGUCGUGGUGGUGACGACCAUCAAGUCCGUCAGCUUCUACACCGAGAAGAGUGGUCAGCAGCUAAUCUACACACCCUUCACGGAGGACACGCCGUCUGUCGGGCGCCGUCUCCUCAACUCCGUUCUCAACACCAUCAUCAUGAUCAGCGUCAUCGUUGUCAUGACCAUCCUGCUGGUCCUGCUCUACAAGUACCGCUGCUACAAGUUCAUCCACGGCUGGCUCAUCCUCUCCUCCCUCAUGCUGCUCUUCUGGUUCAGCUUCAUGUACCUGAGGGAGGUGUUUAAGACGUACAACGUCGCCAUGGACUACCCCACAGUGGCCAUCAUUAUCUGGAACUUCGGGGCGGUAGGCAUGAUCUGUAUCCACUGGAAGGGCCCGCUGCAGCUCCAGCAGGCCUACCUGAUCAUCAUCAGCGCCCUCAUGGCCCUCAUCUUCAUCAAGUACUUGCCUGAGUGGUCAGCCUGGGUCAUCCUGGGUGCCAUCUCCAUCUACGACUUGAUCGCCGUUCUGAGUCCUAAAGGUCCCCUCAGGAUGCUGGUGGAAACAGCCCAGGAGCGCAACGAGCCCAUAUUCCCCGCCCUCAUUUACUCCUCUGCCAUGGUUUGGAUGGUGGGCAUGGCCAACCCUCCCACAAACGCGGACCCUGCCAGUCACGAUACAGAUGAAGAGGCCCAGCAGAGUGACGACGGCAUGCUGGACAGGGACGGGACACCAGAGCCAGAGUCCAGAGGGUCCUCUGAAAGGUCCAGGUCCUACUCCACAGAGGAGGAUCUGGAGGAGGACAGAGGAGUGAAGCUCGGACUGGGGGAUUUCAUCUUUUACAGCGUGCUGGUGGGUAAAGCAGCCGCCACUGGAGGAGACUGGAACACCACUAUCGCCUGCUUUGUGGCCAUUCUCAUUGGGCUGUGCCUCACUCUGCUGCUGCUGGCCAUAUUUAAGAAAGCCCUGCCGGCUCUGCCCAUCUCCAUCACGUUCGGUCUGGUCUUCUACUUCUCCACAGACUACAUUGUCCGACCGUUUAUGGAUAACUUGGCCGCUCACCAGUACUACAUCUGAGAGCCCCGCCCUCUCGCCCGCCCCUUUGCCCCGCCCACUCCUUCUGCCUAACUGCUGUCAGUGAUCAGCUUAAACGCACAAAUGCUUGUCCCACCAAUGCCUGUCUUCUUCCUGUAUUUACCAGUGGUUUUCCUUUUCAGGCAGUGAAAUGCAUUAUGGGAGAAUGAAAUGAAUUCAAGUUGUUAAUGGCAGCCAUGCAAGAUGGCGCAGACAGGACAUUUGCCUCGAUGGGAUGCUCAACUUAGUCACAAGAGCAUGAACAUUCAGUUUUUAACCAGGAAAAUCAUGACUGUUUAGUAUCGUCUAUGGAAGAGUAUUUACUCACCUGAGAUUAAAAUCCUUAAUUUGGCAAUUAACGUGUUACAAAUACCCCUCUUCCACUGCAUGGUACCGGCUCGCCUCAACCCAGCUCUACUCGCUUUCUUUGGUUUUCCAUUGGGCAAAAGUCAGGGAUAGUACCUGGUACCAGGUACUUUCUUUGGUACCACCUCCGUCGAGGUUCCAAGGGAGCUGAGCUGAGCCCAUACUAAAAGGUGACAUGAAAAUACCACUAUGAAUAAAUAAAAGGCCCGGCGGCCUGUCCAGGGUGUCUCCCCGCCUGCCUCCCAAUGGCUGCUGGGAUAGGCUCCAGCAUCCCCGCCACCCUGAGAGCGGGAUAAGCGGUUAAGACAACGGAUGGAUAAAUAUAAAUAUAUAUGUAUAUUUAUUUAAAUAUAAAUAAAAUCUUAUAAAAUAAAUAGAAAAUAUUAAAUUUAAAUAUAAAUAAAUAAAAUAUAAGCAAAAAUGUAAAUACAAUUUAUUUAUAUUUAUUUAAAUAUAAUUAAAAUCUGACCACUGAUUGGUCAGAGAGAAACUGGUCAGCUGUGUUUAUAACAGGAAAUGCAAAGCGAGUGUUAUGAUAGAUGAUAAUGUAUCCAUGUGACACAUGACGUGUCGUCAGCGAGUCUCUUAGUGACACUACUAUUGUUCAUGUGAGCACAUUCAGAGCUGGGCUGGUUGACGUGACGUGGGGCGCUGCGAGACAAGGGAGGAACAACUGGUCACCACGCCCACAAACGACCCGCGGGCAUUCUCCGUCAGCCAACACUCUUUCCCUAGGAUUAAUCUGGAAAGUUCCCACCCUCAGGCGCUAGGAUUGGCCAGAUCUGCCUGUCGGUCAACUUUCCGGAUUCAUCCUAGGAAAAAAAAUAUUCGCUUACCGUACACAGUUAAGUUUGCACAGUUAGCUUGGUUGCAAACGUGGCUAAUGGCUAACAGUUAGCUAGCAAACGUGGCUAGGGUUAGGGUUGUUGCGCGUUCGCAUCGGCCUUGACUGACAGGCAGAUCUGGCCAAUCCUAGCGCCUGAGGGUGGGAACCGUGAGGGGACCCUAUCUGCAGUGGAAAACCACAUCCCACCAAGUAAAGCGAGUAGAGUCGAUCAGAGUAGAGCCCAGUAGAGCCAUGCAGUGGAAAAGGGGUAAAGGUGAUUUGGGUCAUUGGGGAUGGUACAGAGAUUUUUGUUUUUUAGACCGAUAGCAUAGUAGGAAAGGUAAGCAAACUCCUUUAAUGAUGUAGUAGAUCUGAAGGAGGCAUUUAACAGUUAGUUGUGAUGUCUGUCCAUUGAGCUAAAGACUCCUAGAGUGUCGAUGUCAUUCUGAGCCCUUCAAGUCACAUCUGGAUCCAGUCGCUUUCAAGUCACAUCUGGAUCCAGUCACGUUCAGUGUGUGGAAAGAUGAGCGGGACUCCUGAAUCUUGUUUGCCAAUGAGUCUGUCUUUACGAUAUGUUGAAUACUGAAUGAAUGUUGUAAUACUGAGAUGGAACAUGGAGUAUCUUUUUAUAUGUUAAAAUUAAUUAAUAUAUAUAUAUAUAUAAAUAUACUAA